AUGUCUCAUACCGUAGAUGAAACUGAUGUUCAACAGGCUGCUCGUGUGCUUUUGGGGUGUGAUUGCGCACCGCCGGCUGGGUCAAUUGUUUGUCGCGAUUUCUCGGAUUUGUCGCUUGAAGAUGCCAAAAAAGAGUUUGCCUUUUCCCUUGCUGCGUCUGCUUCGCCAGUUCACAUGCAACAUGUCUCCGCACUUCUAGAUGGACAGUGGGCUGUCGCAACUAAUAACACCGUCUGCAUUGAUAUCUUACUAUCGUCGAAAGCUCCCGUUCAAAGCGAAGAUAUGAUCAAAGAGUCACCCCUUCAGGUGGCUGCACAACAAGGCUCAGAGGACGUCGUUAGAAGAUUACUUUGUGCUGGUGCGGAUCCGUUCCGAUCCACUAUCGAGUAUGACUCGUCGAAGGCUUCGUUUCGCUUUAUCGGAGAGUUCAAGAGGCUUCCGAAGAAUACUCGAUUAGCACUGCAGGAGGCACUGUACUAUGCAGUUGAAACGGGUCAGCCUGAUUGCGCUUUGCAACUAUGGAAAUGUGUGCCAGAUAUACCUUGGAACAUGUACACUUGGACUCGGGCCCUCGAAUGUGCAGUUGAACAUCGACAUCAGCAGUUCACGUCUUCACUUCUUUCACAUUUUUGGCCCUCGAUGUUCCCCAAGUUGGAUCAGGAUAACAUAGAUUACUGUAGCUAUGUGGUCGAAGGCGAAAAUGUCUAUGCUCAUCGCAUUAUGCUAUACAAUGCCUCCGAUCGUUUCAAAGAACUUUUGAAAAUUCCAAAGGGUAAUCUGGAUAUAACUGACGUCUCACAUAGCACAUUUUUGGCGAUGUUGCACUACAUCUACACAGGAGUUAUUCCGGAUUUAUCUGUUCAAGCACUUUGUUGUCUAUAUGCUGCCGCCGAGGUGCACAACAAUUCUAUUCUCCUGGAGAAGGGUGAAAACUUCAUGUUGACGAAUCUAGAUGCCCUAAUCACUCAGGCAAAGAUACGGGAUUUGCUCAAAAGUCACUCGGCAGACUACUACGUUUGUGCCGCCUUAUCUAAAAGGCUUUCCUCAGCUUUUGCUACAAGUAGAACCGAAAAAUUAUAG
This is a messenger RNA of Strongylus vulgaris, 1080 nucleotides long. Lineage: Eukaryota; Metazoa; Nematoda; Chromadorea; Rhabditida; Strongylidae. The record is from the annotation of a GenBank genome assembly.